Solea senegalensis (Senegalese sole) is the source of this 2610-nucleotide messenger RNA. Its product is annotated as E3 ubiquitin-protein ligase TRIM69. The record is from RefSeq and is a predicted model, not a curated record. NCBI's taxonomy places the organism in Eukaryota, Metazoa, Chordata, Actinopteri, Pleuronectiformes, Soleidae. Gene Ontology annotation, molecular function: protein binding. The coding region runs from base 120 to 1400 and encodes 426 amino acids. The transcript is spliced from 10 exons.
GGGCUGAGAGAGUCCAAAGAUCAGGGAAACACAAAUAGACUAUAACAGCAGAGAAGCCAGUUUUCUCCGCCUGCCGAGCUGGACCAGCGCUACCCCACACAACAGGAGUUACCAUCAGCAUGAACACCAUCCUGAAAACUGCCAGACGACUGAGGAGCCACGGCUCCAACCAAAGCAGUUCAGUGGGGGUCGUGCGUUGGAACCAGCCCAACGUCAACGCCCAGGCUCACAGCUCGGCCCCCAGCAGACCUGCCUGCAACCUCACCGAAAACUCACAGCAGCUCCAUCCUCGACAGAACAGCCUGAAGGAUCUGCGCAGCCUGCAAGAGUGUGUGCAGUUCAUCUAUCUCUGGAAAGAGCAGGUGGACCAAGUCUGCACGGGUACAUGUGAUCCAGAGGAAGGCACCACUAAGAGGGGGGACAAGAGCUCAGACCAACAUACUGAGCGCAGUCUUGAGCAGAGUAAGAAACUGAUCCUGGAGUGGGCCCACGAAUUCCACCAUGUCGACCAGCUCCUGAAGGAAACACCCUGGACGUCUGAAGGCGAAGGAAAUCGAGAAGAGGAGGAUGCAAAUGAGGAAGCACAACUGAGGAUCAUGGAUUGGGCAAAGGAGCUGCAGACGGUGACUGAGAGUUGUGGUGUUCAGAGGGAUGAGCUGGGAAAGCUGCUGCUCAUGUUGGGCCGCAAGAAAAAGCAACUGGUCAACCUGCUGCCGCUGCUCGAGUUCAUCACCUGGUCUCUGCUUAAAGAAGACAGCACGAGGAUGAUUCCACAAGCCUGGUUACUGGCAAAGCAAAAGACCGGGAAGGCAGGAAUUCCAGGAUACAUCCCCAACUCAGUUUGGAGAUGGAUUUGCAGUGCAAAGGCUGAUGUGCUUCUUGAUACCAUGACCAGCCACUCAUGGCUGCAGCUGUCAGAUGAUCAGCGUAUGGUGCGAGAGGGCCUUUCUGCGUCUGACCCACCGGACAACUUGCAGCGCUUUGACAGCUGGCCGUGUGUGCUGGGCUGGGAGGGCUACAGCAGCGGCCGCCACUACUGGGAGGUGGACAUAGCCAACAAAGGCUACUGGCGCAUGGGCGUGACCACUGCUGACUCCAAACGGAAGGGGAGGUUCCCCAUGACCCCAAAGCAAAGCUACUGGGUUCUGUGGCACAGCACACAGGAGUUCUACGCGUGCACUAAACCAGAGACGGAGCUGCCGGUCGGCCUCGUCCCUCAGCGCAUGGGAAUCUACUUAGACUACGAAGAAGGCCACAUCUCCUUCUACAAUGCAGCGACAAAAGCUCACAUUUACACCUUCACUGGAACCUUUAAAGAGAAGCUGUACCCUCUGUUUGCACCGCUGGACGGCCACACGCUUCUGAAAAUCAUCCCACCACAAAAAAUCUCAUUGAACUGACAAAGACGGACUUUGGAAGCUUUUAUCGGACAUUUCAAAUAUUUUUUAAUUUGACUUCAAGGAAAUUGGGUUAAACUGGACAAGAAAGUACAACAAAGUAAAAUAGCAGCAUCUCCAGCUCUACAUUUCAAAACAAAAUAACAUUUUGAUGUCUACGUCACCUAUUCGGAUACUGAAUAUAAAAUCUUUAAAGCUGUGAGAGGAAAGACUGAACUCUAAGCGCUGAUGAAGUCAUCCACACAAUAAGUUCUUAUUGAUGAUAGCACUCAAAAGAAAAAGAAAGGAACCCAUUGUGCACAGUGCACUUUUGGAUAUGCACAAAACAAACUGCAUGUUGUCUUUGAAUCAUGUUUAUAAACGUAAAACUCCUCUUCCAAAGAGCUCUUGUCUUUGGUCACACAUUUAAAAUGUUCAGUCUCAUGCACGAAAGAACUGAAUAUGAAAUGAAAUCAUGUGGUUUUGUGUUGCGGACUGUCAGAACCCUCUCUUACAAACCCACGGUCCGAACGAUUCACAGUCGACAGCAAAGAGACUCCCACCUCCACGCAGGUCGGCACAGUCUCUCUGGUCAGAGUCCCACUCUACUGUCACCCUUCAAAACACACACGGAAUAAUAGAGUUGAGUCAAAAUCUUAUGGAUACAUUCACAAAUACAUUUUACAGAGAACACUGCGAUCGUCUGCUGCUGGUUUGUUGGAGGUUCCCCACAACAGUUGAAACGAAAAUUGGGGAUACUGCCUUUGUUACUUACGCCCCUAAACUUUGGAACACACUUAGAUAUCAGAAAAGCCAGCUGACUAGAUAUUUUUAAAAGAAGAACAUAUAUUUUUACUGUAGCCUUCAACUAGCUCCUUUUAUUCCCCCCUGUGUUGUGUUUUAUUUGCAUCUGUUGUUUUAUUUCAAAGUUAAAACAGUUUUUUGACUUUAGACUUUUUCCUUUUCAUUCCACCCUGUGUUGUGUUUUAUUGUUGUAUUUGCGUUUUAACUUUUAUUCUCCUUCUGAUUGUAAAGCACUUUGAGCUGCAAGGUGCUAUACAACUAAAAUGUAUUAUUAUUUAAAUAAUUCAUCCUAUUUUGUUUCAAUAACUAAAUGAAUAUCAAGACAAUAACUGACAGAUUCACUGAUAAUGAAAAUAAUUUCUAAUUGCACAGCCAUCACAAGGCAUAAGCCAACUAAUUUAUAUAUUAAAGAAACCUACAUCUGUUCUAA